GUUGAUCGCCGCCGCGGAAACAAGUUUGCGCAUGUCGAAAUCUCGAAUUCCUGGCGACAAGGGAAGCCAAAACAACUUGUAAACAACAUUUAAGUUUUUAUGAAUUGAUAAGCAAAUACGCAAUGUAAAAGGUGGACGGUAUAAAAACAGUAUGAAUUACGGGCUAUUAAAUUUUAAGGCCCAGAAUGGAAAGCCUCAGAUAUUCUGGUCUAAUGAACAAUCAAAGAAGCAAGAAAGAAAGUUUGGUUACAAAAGUCGUGACCAGAGAUUUACCUUACGACAGUAUCCUUCCGACAUGACAGCAGACUCUGACAAUUUACUUCAACCAAUAGAACCACCAGAGGAAGAAAAACCCAAGAAACCUGCUAAAAACUUUAUCAAGAAAAACAGAGAAACAAUGGGCAAGAAAGCAACUAAAAAUAAAGAAAAUGGCAAUCUUGUUACACUCACACAGGAGCAACUGAAUGCUAUCCUAGCUUCCGUUGGAAAAGUUGCCUCUGGGAGAGAAGAUACACUUCGUAUAUCAAUGGAUUCAGAUAAACAUGUAAUAAAAGUAGAAUCACCAGGUAGGGAAGGAGAGGGAGAGCACAGGCGUAGACAUAGAGAUAGAAAGAAGAAAGAUGAAGACCAAAGUAUAUUUGCUUUGGUUGAUGACAAUAAAAAGACCAGUAGAGAUAAUGACGAUAGAAGGAGAGACAGACGUGACAGAACUCCAGAAAGAUCUGACUCAGGGGAUAGAUAUAGAUCUAGAAAACAUUCAGGUGAAAGAGAUCACCACAGAAAACAUUCUGGUGAUCGAGAAUAUAGAAAAAAUUCUAGUGAACGUUAUAGAGAUCAUUCAAGUGAUAGACAUAGAAAACAUUCUAGUGAUCGAUAUCGUAGAGAUUCUAGAGAAAGACGGAGAAGCCGUACGCCAAGUAGAGAGAGAUAUAGAACACCUUCACGGGAAAGACGAAGACAUUCACCAGAUGACAGAUCUAGAGAAAGACGUAGACAUUCUCCAGAUGAAAGACACAGACAUUCACAUGAUAAUAGAUCUCGGGAAAGAAGACAUUCACCUGAGGACAGAUAUCAAAGAGAUUCUUCAGAAGGAAGGCAUCGGAAACAUACUCCAGAAAGGGUUGAUCAUAAAAGUGAAAAACCCAAAGAGGAAAACCCUCCUUCACCAAGGGAAAUAGCAGGAAUACCUGUCACAUUGCCUUGGAAACACAUGACAAAAGCAGAAAGAAGGAGGUUAAUGAUAGCAAGAGAAAAGGUUAUGGCAGAUGAAACCAGAAAAGAGGAAGAGGAGAAGAGACGUAAUUUUCAGGAUUUAGAAUCAAAGUCUUUACACAAAAAUUUCAAAAAAGAUGAUUAUCGGCGGGAAUCCCGGGAUGAUUAUCAAAGGCGAGAUGAUGAUAGAAUUUCAGACUUUGAUCGAGGUUCUAGUCUAAAAACAUCCAGUUUGCCUCCACCCGCUCCUGCUACUGCUAAAACAAGUCUAGGAGAAUUGAAAAGAAGACAGUGGGAAAGAGAAAGAGCUGACUCAACAAAUACAGGAGAAUUUCAGCCAUGGGGGAAACCAGGUGCCGGAGCUCCCAUACGUACUAAGUCAGGAAAUGUAGCAGCAGACUACGGCAAAAGAAAGGAUAAUGAACAUGAACUAGAAACAGUAGAUGAAGAGCCUAGACAAAGACGGCAUUACUCGUCUCCACCCAGGGAAAGAAGAGGAGAACCCACUUAUUCAGAACCUUUAGACACAGUAAGAACACAAGAAGGUGUACCUGCUGCAAUGAGGUCUUCCAUAGUAUUUGGACAAGGUGCAGAUUCCGAGUCUGCCAUGAGAACAAAGGAACUUGAAAGACAGAAAUGGGUUCAAGAAUUAGAUAAGCAAAGGGAAGAGAAACAAGCGAGAGAAUUAAAGGAAAUGAAUAUAAUCAAGGCAUCAGAGGAAACCUGGGCAGACAAAUUCAGCAAUCCUUAUAGGCCUGCACCACUACCAGAUCAGUCAGUUAAACAGUAUGGACCAGAGGAACAUCUGAUUACCAAAGAGAAUAUCCUAGAUACAAGAAGGACCAGCAGUGCUCCAAAUCAAUUUCCUGAUGAUGAUGAACCAAAGACUCAUAUUAGAGGACAGAAUGUCUUCAUGGAUUCUCAAACUCAGAAAGAACAGGAAGAAAAAAGAAAGCGUCACCUGGAACACCAGACAGCAAUAAUGGAACAAGUGAAAGAAAAACAGAGACUGAAGCAAAUGGAAAGGGAAAGAAAGAUGAAAGAGGAUAUGGAAGAAGAGAUGAAAUUACAGAAAGAAAGAGAAAAACAACAAAAUAUAUUAAAUUCAGACAUCCAGAAAAAUAAAGCAAGAGAGGUGAGAAGACAACAACAGGUGGAGAAUUUAAAAGCAGCGAUGGAUGAAGCUAAUGAAAAUGCUCAGCGUGAGAAGUAUCAGAAACGUAUGCAGCAUUUAGAAGAAGGAGGACAUGAUGUUACUCAUCUGAAAGCUAAUUUACAGGAGAAGCAGUCGACAGCUAGAUAUCCUGCAGUAGAAACUGUUCGAGAACCACCAACUACCAUUAGAGCAAAGUUGACACCCAGGGCUACUGAACCAACAUAUGUACCAGGUUUAAAUCUUGAUGUUUCACCUAGACCCGUACACACAGACAAACACUCAGACAAAUCUGGCUUGGCAUUAGAACCUUACACAGAGAAUAGAGUUCUAACACCCAGUCAGUAUCGAUAUGGUCAGUCUCCAAAAAGAGAAUUUGGUACACAGACUGGUAACAUACCAGUUAAUAAUGAAACUGGUCGUAGAAUGGAUCAGAGAACAUACAGAGAAAUGACUGAUGUUGACAUUGUGUACAAAGUUUCUAAGGGCAAGAAGGUCAGAGUAAAAAGUGCUACAAAAGAGGAAAAAAUGCCAAGAAGGCAACCACCAAAUCAAAAACGAUCUGUCGUUCAGAAAGAAGAACCAAAACCUAGAGAAACAGAUAGAAGAAGUAGGAGUAGAAAGAAAGAAUUAUGGAAUUAUCAAAAUCCUGCACACAAACAUCCAAAAAAACAAUCAGAAAAAGAUCCAAUUCAGCACAAACGUCAAGCUAGUGAACAUAGGAGACGGAUUAGAGAACAAGAACUUAUGGCAAUGGUAGAAAUGAAUAAAGAUAGAAUUCCCACAGAGAGGCUAUCAAGAUGUGGUUCUCAUUCUGAUGGUGAAACUACACCAAGAACUGAUAGACUACGUCAUAGACAUAAAUCACAUUCUCCUGUAGGGCAGCCAGAGGUCAAUCGUCUGGUUAUCAAUAGGUCAAGGUCAAGAUCACCUGAGCAGUCAAAUAGAGCACUUGUACCAUAUAACAGAGAGCGAUCUCCAUCACCAUCUGUAUCAGUUGUAAGGACAGAUGAUAGAUUAAAAAGAGCUCCCUCUCCACCUGUGCCUGCCCUCAAACACAAAAUAGGAGGGGAGGGAGGAUUAGAUCAUCGAGGAAAGCAGUAUAAAUAUGGGGACACAAACCCUGUGACUUAUGAACUUGGUGAUAGUGACUUUGUGCCAUUUACAAGAACUGUAGAGAUUUUAGACCCGGCCCAGGCUACUAAUCCACUUCCUCUUUCAAGGGAGACAACUAAACUGGCAAAUGCUAGGAAAGCAUAUAUUAAAGGAAUGAAACCUGGUAACUAUGGCAACAGGGUAGAUGUUUAUGAAGAUAGGAUCAGGCUUCCUGGAGAAUCAAGAAAUAAUGAUAAGGACCCCAUUACUAACCCAUCUCUAGUCAAGAAUCAUCCCACACAAAGACAAGAUCAGAUACUGAAUCAACUCUCCAGUCUAAAAGAGAGUUUAAUACAACGACAAAGGGAACUGGAAACAUUUUCACCAACUGACUUGGAAUAAUUUUCCUUCCUGCAUUUUAUUUUAUAUUUUUCUCUUGAAUAGUGCCAAAUGUAUUUAUAUUAAAUUUUAACUCAACUCUUGAUUUUAAAGUUUUUUGUAUACCAGAGAGAGUGAAAAGAUAAUACUGAAGUAUUUUAAGGAUAUUGGUUAUUAAACUGAGUUGAGAAGGCAUAAACAAUUAUUAACUAAAUAGUUGAGCUGAUAUUAAUUUUUACUUUCUAGAAGGAAAUGUAACUGUUGUCCUAACUAAAAUAAUAUUGUUACUGCUUUUGAUAAUUAUGAUUUUCUUGACAGGAGUAAGUUGUUAGAGGUUUUUUUAUUCUCAUAAAUAAUAUGGUAUCUUUGCAAGUUAUAUCUUUGUUUGUGAUAAUCAUAAUAAGUGGUUAAUUUUGCUUACAUUCAACGGUCAUCAGUGUGAUAUUUAUUACAGACCCUGCUCCAGCCAUGUUUAAAACUAAAGGGUCCAAUUUAUGCAAGUCAAAUGAAAAGUGGGGUUUCAAACUAUUUGUCCCCAUCCAGAAGCAUUAUGUGUUAAACAAAUGGGGGGAUUUCCUAACUCGGAACACACAAGCUUGAUCUGCCACUGCAUAACAUUCCAAAGAGAGUGGUAUUAUUUUGUAACUUUUUAAUACAUAUUUGCAUUUCACCUCAUCCUAACAGUCAUUCCUCGACUCAUGUAAAAGUUUUUCAAAUGGACUUUAAGCAAGCAGAAAUCAAACAAAUUAUUUUAAGUCUAAAUUACUCUAACUGACUUAGUAUUUUUAUUGAAGCAUGCUAAUAGUUUGACACACUGUAUAAAUCAAUGCUUUUCUAUUUUUGAAGUUUUUGAGGUUGACCUGUAUUUAAAAUACAUUUUUGUGUUUUUGUUGAUUUUCAGUCAAAUUGAAAGAUAUCAAACAUCUCAUUUUAAUUUAUCUUACCUCUAGUUUGACUCUGUCCAAAGUCAAACUCAAGACUUUUUUUUUUUUAAAUUGAUAUAAAAAUCCUUUUUAAAAGCAUGUAUCAUUAAGCCUGGGGAUAUGACCCAUCUUUCUGUUGACCGUUACUUGUUGGGCUAAGCACUUUAAAAAAGUUGAGCUCUGCAUUUAGGUCUACAAUAGUAAGGUUUCUGCUCAUAUCAUAUGAACAUGUGCAUUAGCUGAAUAUGGCAGAAAAUAAUUGCCUGCUUGUACAUUCAUCAAUCCACAAAAAAAGCACUUGUCAUUUAGACUAAAAAUGUGUACCGGUAAUUGAAACAUGUACUACAAAUGAUUGCUUUAUCAUCUUUUUCCAAAUUUCAUGUGAUAUGAGACUAACUUUUUAAAAUGUCAUUAUUUUCUAAAUUUUGAAUAAAUACAUUUCAACAAAUUUUCUUCCAAACUGCUGGACUGUGAUAUAUAUGUUUGUUGUUGAUAUUAUGUGGUGCUGUUGAUUUUGAAUCAAAAUUUCUUGGACAGUUUUAUAUAACAUUGAUUUCUAUAUUUUAUGUAUAUGUGUAUGCAUUAGCAGUAUUUUGCUAAAAAAAAAUGUUAUUGAAUAGUUUAGAUAUAGUGCUUUUGUUAUUCUUAAGAAAUUUAGAAAAAAUAAUAAACUUUUGAAGAAAAGAAUCAGAAGAGAAGGAGUAUAGACUAAACAUAUUAGCUUUGAAAAUAUUUCUGAUGCAAGUAGCACCUGUAAUUAAAGGCACCUUCUUUCAGAUAAUUUAUCAUGAAAUUGCACAGUUUUCAGAAAGAUAGAUUAAAUGUAAAUCAGUUUAGUUAGCUAUGAAUAUUAUUGGUUGAAAUAAGCUAUUGUGUUAAUAAAUGUCUUACUUAAAGACAGUAACAAUUUACAUGUAAAAAAAAAAAAAUACUGGAUUUAUAGCCAGCACUAUUCAAUGUCACCUUGGUUGUUAUAAAAAGGUUGGUAUAAAAUUCUUUAAAAAAUAUUAUUUUUCUCUAGUAUAUUGAAUUGGUGAAAAUUCCCAAAUUUAUUAUUUUUAGAGCACUAAAUUGUAUUGUAUUUUCUCUGUUUUGUUGUACAUAAGAAAACAGCGUAGUGUGGAACUAUUGUUUUGAAAAUAAUUGAUUGGCAUUUAAUAAACUUAUAAUCUGCACUUGUUAUAUAGCACUUUUUAAUUUAUUUAUUGCUUUUGUAGUAAAUUCUGAUUUUCUUAGAUUGACUUCGUUUUGCAUUCAUGUAUAUAUCAGACAAGGGACUUAAAAUACUUAACAUGGUACAUAACACUACAGGGAGAUAACUCUGUAAAAAUCUGCUGAUUGUAUUAAUUACAUUCUAUUGUUCAGGAAAUACUAAGUUCCUUAAUGAUCAAAAUUGGUGUUAGUCAAACUGAUAUUUGUCCAAGGAAACGACAAUUUUCUGAUGAAGUGUGUGGUUAAAGUUUUUUGAUUUUUUAUAUUUUUUGUCAUAUGGUCAAAGUAAACAUUUUGAUUUUUUUUUUUAAAUUAACCAAGCAAAAUUGAUUUUAGUGAAGGUGUUUGGUACCACCUAUCCUGUUUAAAUCUUGGACUAUCUUAACACAACUGAAUAUAAAAGUAUGAAGAUUGUACAAUGUUUAAUUUUAACAUCUUCUUUCUCUGACUGUAAUCACACAGAUUUUGAUCUUAUACAAGUCUGUUAUACUAUUUCUUGGUGUACAACACACAAGCUUUAAUUUUUUGGUUGUUCCUCUCCUCACCCCAAAAAGUUAGAAAAUGAUGGUUGUUUGGUUGCAAGUGAAAUUAAAAACAGUUGCACAAAUACAACGUAGAAAAAGAUCUUGGAUCAUUUUAUGAUAAUAGAAAAAAAAUCCUUUGUACUUAUUUAGUUGUAUCUGAUAAAUGAAUUGUACAUAUUGUACUGAUAUUAUAUAUUUAUAUUUAUGUAACAUUUCAUUGAUAAUGAUUAAAUAAACAAUUAGAAAUUG
This is a messenger RNA of Mytilus trossulus (common blue mussel), 6746 nucleotides long. RefSeq names its product trichohyalin-like. The transcript is spliced from 19 exons. Bases 152 to 3862 code for a protein of 1236 amino acids. Gene Ontology annotation, biological process: cilium assembly. Gene Ontology annotation, molecular function: microtubule binding. The record is from RefSeq and is a predicted model, not a curated record. Gene Ontology annotation, cellular component: cilium; microtubule. NCBI's taxonomy places the organism in Eukaryota, Metazoa, Mollusca, Bivalvia, Mytilida, Mytilidae.